UCUGAUACGACAGAGAGGUGCGGAGGACUUACAAGCUGAGAAUUGAGUUUUGUCUCUGUCAUAUCUGCUUAUGACACUAAUGAGUGUAUACCGGUUUAAAAGUUUGUAAUGUCAUAUUGUUGUGAGCGGAUGUUCCUGAUGUAGCUUUCAGUGCAGACAAGGCUUCAGCAUCUGGAUCCUUUGGGCAUGUCCGGCCUCAGGCUCAUCUGGCGAACAGUCUCUAUAUAGUAGACAGUUGAAUGUUUCUGUUGUCAGUCGUAAGAAGGCAAUUUCAACAUGAUCUUUUAGUUCACAAUUAACUGAAUACAUUUUGAUAUGAUGGGAAAUAUGCUGAUUGUUAAUGUAGUGAGAGGCAAUUUUUUCAAAGAAUAAAAAAAAACAGAGGCUAGAGCUUUUUGAUGUAGGCACAUAACCGUUUUUUAUGACUAGUUAGAUAGUCUACUAGUUGAUAGCAUACAGGAUGGAAAUGUGAAAUCACAUGUUUAAUUAGGUUGGCAUGUUUAUUAUUAGCCUAUAUGUUUUAUUAUAUACAAGAACAUUUUAUCUAGCCAUGCAGUCAGCAAUCUAUAUGUAGGCCUACGUGAUGUUUAAAAACAAAGUUGCAACAGGUGUCUGAGAGAGAGAGAGAGAGAGAGAGAGAGAGAGAGAGAGAGAGAGAGAGAGGUGGUCUUUGUUCAGUUUUAGAGAUUUUAACGUCCUGUCAGUUUUUACUAAUCUUUUCUUGUAGUGCAGCAGAGAGUUUAUUAAAGACACAGAUGUUCUCGGGAGAGGUCUGCAAGAGAUGAGAUGAGAUGAGAUGUACCACACCUUUAUUAAACUGUAUUAGAUUUGAAUUAUUUAAAAGACGUACAAUUACAGAACACCAACAUUUAUUUGUGCAUUCAUUUCCUAUACCCCAUUCAAAAAGCAAACACGGGCUGUGAUUAAAUUUGAUGAAAAUGUAAGCCUCGGGGACGACCUAAAAUGAAAUAUGAUUUUGUGUUUGGGUGGAGUAAAAUUCCUUGAAGGUUUUCAAACAUAGAAUAAGAACGGUUACCAACUCUUAGUCAAAGCAGUUGUGUCCAAUCUUGAAACUGCUUUCCACAGUUUUUUAAGUGGGCUCACUGAUCAUAAAUAACCAACACAUUUACGUGUGCGUACAAUAGCGUCCUGUCUCUUUAAGACUAUGUGUUGAGAAGUUCAUGUCGGGGUCACUUGAAGUUCCUGCCCUCGAUGUUACCUUUUAGUUUUAUUAUAGACUGACAUCACACGGGGCGCUAAAACACUUAAGGCGCAUAGAGGCUCCAUUAUCAUCCCGGUGCGCGUUAUUGCUCCGACUCAAAAAUAGCUAAGGAAAUUACUAGAAAAAAAAUAGGAGGAAACUGAUGCUGGUCUAAGCACGUAAUUUAUUUUUUUUUUUUACAGGACGGGAUGAGAAAUAGUGGGAGAGGAGGGGCUGAAAGAUACUCAGAAAAGAGGGAGAGGGAGGGAAGUGGGUGGGAGGACGGACCUAAGGAGCGACAAGAAAUUCAUAUCAAUUAAUAAUCAUAAAAAAAGAGCUGGCAGACGCGCGCGGAAAACUGGCAUGGUUUUUUGGAGGCUGGCAGUUCAAAGCUGAAACGUCAGAUAUGACUCCUGGAGGCUGCUGAGAUGAUCAUUAAGGGAGACUUAGAUCGGAUGGCAGAACACAUCGGGCAUGCAGGUGGCGGACUGAAGACGAUGCUGGAUGCCAUGGAUGUUCCAAGUCAUGCUAGGGAUCUCCUGCUGCAGCUCAACAGCCAGCGAACCAAGGGUUUCCUGUGUGAUGUCAUCAUUGUGGUGCAGAACGCCCUCUUCAGAGCUCACAAGAACAUUCUGGCUGCCAGUAGCCUCUACUUGAAAUCUUUGGUGGUCCACGACAAUCUCAUCAACCUCGACCACGAGAUGGUGAGUCCUGGGGUCUUCAGGGUCAUUCUGGACUAUAUCUACACAGGCCGCCUUACUGAGGGAGACCCCACCUCUCCCACUGAACCGAAUCUAGGGGCCGUGUUGGCAGCAGCUAGUUACCUGCAGCUGCUUGACUUAGUGGCCUUGUGUAAAAAGAAGCUGAAAAGAAAUGGCAAGUACCCUCCACGCCCAAAUCCUGCAUUUCUGCCCUACCCAAAGAUGGGGCCUGCCAGUUUGGGUAUAGGAGGUGGGGGCAGGUAUAGAGUUUCUACACCUGUCAUUCAGUCCUGCCACAGCCAUGCAUCCCGGGCACCACCACUAGAGGAGCUGGUUCCCCAUCGACUAGCCAUCCAUGCCGGGGAGCUGUAUGCCCCCACCUCCACCCAGGGCUCUCAGGUGUUCCCCUGCCUGCAGCCAGCUCUGGCCGCUCAGCUCGGCCGUUCAGCCCACCCAGAGAGGAACUGCUCCCCCAACUUUGGCCUUGAUCUCUCCAAGAAAAGCCCAAACUCCCAGUCCCAGCACACGCCCUCCCAUCUGGCAAACACCCACAAUGAAGAGGAGCGAGAUGGAACCCAGAGUGAGCGCAACAGCCCCAUGCAGGGGACCAACGGGAGGGCCUUCACCUCGGAAAAAAUGGAGUCCACAGAUCAGGCGAGCUCCCUAACUCCUCCACCUUUCCCCCAUCUCAACCAGCCUCUCGCCCCGCACCUCCCCCACCUGCACCGCUCGGGCUCCCAGAGCACAGAUCGCUACCUGUGCCCCCCCAGCCCUGACCACCCCACAGACGGUGGAGAGGCAGGCAGAGACAUGGGCAACAUCUAUCGCUGGGUGAAACCUGAGCCAUACGCAGCUGAAGAUGAAGAUGACGAUGACGAUGAUGAGGAAGGGGGUGAAAAUGGAGACCAGCACCAUAACCACAACAAAACUGGGGAGGACAGUGAAGGAGCGGACGACAAGAGUGGGUCGGGCACGGAGGAGACAGGCAGCAGUGAAGGUCGCCCUUCCCCCCCUGGAGCGAUGGGGAGGUUCCACAUGCCUUACGAGCCAGAGAGCUUCGGGGACAAUCUAUACGUCUGCAUCCCCUGUGACAAAGGUUUCCCGAGCUCGGAGCAGCUCAACGCACAUGUGGAGACGCACACAGAGGAGGAGCUGUACGGCAAUUCUGGAGGGGAGAUGGGGAACAUCAAUAACACCAGCACCAAAAACAUGAGCAGCAAUACGAAUGGUUACGGGAGCCUGAACAGCAGCAACAACUUGAACAGUCUGUCCCACCUGGACACCAAAUCCAGCCAGGGUUUGGGUUCAGGCGGCAUCAUGGAGAUGAUGCGACCUUACCGCUGCUCCUCCUGCGAAAAGUCCUACAAAGACCCCGCCACUCUGCGCCAGCACGAGAAGACCCACUGGCUGACCCGGCCUUACCCCUGCAGCAUCUGCGGCAAGAAGUUCACGCAGCGUGGCACCAUGACACGCCACAUGCGGAGCCACCUGGGCCUUAAACCCUUCGCCUGCGACUCCUGCGGCAUGCGCUUCACCCGGCAGUAUCGCCUCACGGAGCACAUGCGCAUACACUCAGGGGAGAAGCCCUAUGAAUGUCAGGUGUGCGGCGGAAAGUUUGCCCAGCAGCGCAACCUCAUCAGCCACAUGAAGAUGCACAGCAGUGGGGGAAGCGCCGGGGGUUUGACAGAUGGGAAACUGAAGCUGGACUUUACAGAGGGCAUCUAUCCUCUGAGUAAAUAUGCAGCAGAGCAUCUGGGCCUGAAGCAGGAGAAAGCUAAUGAGCUUCUCAUCCAAGCUCAGCAGCAACUGGUGGCCGAUGCAAAGGCCAUGGAGAGCCUCUACCCGCUGUCCAAACUGGCCUCAGAGCACCUGGGCCUCUCCCACGACAAGAUGGACAUCCUUGGCCAAGCCCUCCCCCCUCCUUCACAGGCCCUCUCUGAAGCUCGCACCAUUGACCGCUACUCCCCCAGCUAAGACCACCUGACUGGUUAAAAAAUGGAAAUCACCAAAUAGGUCUGUGUGCACACACUUUUUUUGCAGUAUUCAAAAGCCAUUCACCUCAACACAGUAUCUCCUCUGCACCUCAGACUCAGGCCAAAAGGAAUUGGUCUGCUAAUGCAUACCAACACGUGUAAACUGUAAGUGCCUUAAAUGCAUCUAAUGUAUCUUAAAGUUCUUCUUCUUAAAGGAGCUCUGUGCCUUUCUGUGACCAAAGGACUCUCACUCAAAGACGUACAGUAUUUAUGUACAGUGUAUGCAUACAAACAUUUCUAAAAAAUCACAGCCAUUGAGCCAAACUUUACAAAUUGAAAACCAAAAUGAAAUUGUGUUAUUUAUUUUUGUAUUAUGGUGAAAUCCAAAGAGAAACUGUUGCAAGGAAGCGUUGCAACCUGACCCUAAACCUGUGUACACAAAAAGAAGAAGACAAAAAGCACAUGAGGACAAGAUUCAGGGUUCUCGGUCCAGACCUGAGCGGAACUUUUACCAAAUGAAUAAGCCAACUCUUCUGGACUUUAAAGUAAUGAGAUGAUGUAUUUUUAUGUAUUUUUUUUUUUUGUUUGUGGGGUACUGGACAGUUUUUGUAUCUCAAUCUCCAACUUCACCCAAUCAUGUCCCUGCUUCCCAAUGGAAAACAAAUUACAAUACAAUAUGAGCAAGUUCUUCAGCAUUUUGGCUGAGUCUCAUUUUCUUAAUAUAGUAAAGUUACCCACUUCCCUAACAGAUCUUUUGUGACAGUAUUGUUAGCUAAGUAUUGUGAGCCUUAAACUCAGCUUCAACUUGAGCUAAAGCUUCCUUUAAUAUUUAGACUAACAUCCCUCGGCUUUCAGUUGUUAUUGAAAAAAGCAGAAAGCACAGCCCUGUGAUGUCAGAACUGGGACAUGAUUGCACAUACCCAACUGAUGACACACUGAUCCCUGCUUAUUAUGAGUGUAGCUUCAUCGAAGAAAGGGUGUUGUCUCUGAAUUGUUUCGGUAUUAACAAUAGCGGAAGAAGCCAAGCAUAGAGGCAGGGGACAGGUCAGAAUUAAUGACAUAAAAAUAUGUCGUUUACUGUCAGGAGGAAUAACUAAAUUCACAUUAGCCUGAUGAUUAAUCGUGUAGCAGCAGUAGUCAGAUUCUGCUCCGCUGUCCCACCUCCCUGCUACUGUUGACAGGCCAAUUGAGUGCUGCAGGAACACACAGACCCCCCCUUUUUCUCUGCACAUACACAUAGCAGCAUGCUAAUCUGCCCAUGAUAGGAACAUAAGAAGGGGUUUGUGGGUCUUCCCUGGAAGCCGGCGUGUGAACAGCAGCACACCCCAGCUGCUGUGCCUCAGUAAUCCCUGUGAAAUCUCACUUUCUCCAGGACAAUUCGCACUGCUCGCCAGCAUCAUGUCCCAUUUCAUGCCUGCCAUCUUACCCCUCUGAUCCACUUAUUAACACCUCAUUCAAGCCCAGCAAGUGUCUCCCUCCAUCUCCCCUCUCCGUCCCUGCUGGGAGGCAAACGCAGAAAUAUCAAAGAAUAUUUCUGCGUUCGCUGACCAGCAAUUCCUCCAGCUUGAAAACAAAAGAGCACUUAAAGGUUGCGGGAAGACGGCACAUUUUUUUUGUUUUUUUUCCCAAAGAACAUUCUUGCUCUUUUCUUGCUCUUUGUCUUUUUUUUUUCCACUUUCAUUGUUGAUUCAGAUCAGAAAUGUCUGACCACUAUAGUGCCAACGCCAACCUCAGUGGGUGAAUGUGAAGACUAAAGCCAUAAAUACACUGUGAUAGACGUAGUGAAUCUUAGAGGCUUAGAAAAAUUACAGAGAAUUACAUGUGCCUGACUCUUGGGAUUGUUUUUUUUUUUUUUUUUUUUUUUCAAGUAUAGUAAAUUAAGGGCUUCUUCUCUGUAGCAUUUGAUCAUAUCAAACAUGUUGUUUUCUGUCACUUCCUUUUUCUUUAGUUUGAUUUGAAAUGAAAGCAGCGCACGUGAAACUGGUGCUUACCUCAGGACUGAACCCAGCAUGGGGGCGCUAAGCUUUACUUAACCUUUAUAAACAAUUCAUCACACACACCUUUUUUUAAUUUCAUUAUUUACAGGGCAUUCGUCCUGUGUUAAACCUGUGGUUAUUCAUGUGUUUAUACAUUUCGUGUUACUUUCAUGAGGGAGAGAUAAUAUGUGAUAUUAACAUUUUUUUUAAACUUUUUACUAUGCUGUAUACAUUUUUCUAUUGCGUGUCCUCAAAGAGGCUUCUGAUGGUCUGACCCACUCCAUUUUUAUAACAUGAUGCAAAGCCAUUUCAGUAGCAUCUAAACUGGCUGUUUGUGAAUUCCUGAACCACACUUUAGCGAAAAGGAUGGCAUUAAUAUCUGGUUUCAAACACACAUACAGACAAGUUAAGGUUGCAAGUGUAACAUUUUGAAGCUUCUCUUUAAGACAUGAUGUGUUAUCAGUUCUUCCCUAGACAGAUGAGCUUUUUUUUUUUUUUUGCAGGGCUAGCAUGACACCAGCCUCAUAUUGUUUGACCUCUUCUCCAGAGGUCAAUGAACUCUCUGUUAGAGUCAGACUGAGUCUGCAGAUAAAAGCAAAAAACGCAGAGGAAGCCUGCUUGUUUUGGAUGAUGUUUCCAUUUUUAUUUCGCACUCUGACAAGAAAAAAAAGAAAAGCUGAGAUACAAUGUUUUUAACAGUAAACAAUAUGUAUAAACAUGUAGAAAGUGUAGGAGUAGGCGGAUGUGAGUCGUGGGAAUUUCAGCCUCUCUCAUUCACAAGUUUAAAUGAAAAACCUUCUCCUCCUCUUCCCUUUGCUUACACCAUUAAAAUAACACAAAGUGUUUCCACUGUCACACCGAAUCUGUGCAGGAGGGAAGAGCAAGAUAAUGUCAGAGCAUUUCUGUCGGAUGUGCACUGUUUGAGAUUUGCUUAAUUGCAUUAAUGCGUAUGCCAGACAGGGGAGAACGAUCGGGUAUCUAUAGAAAGGGGAAGCAUUUUCCCGUAUGUUUGUGUGUCCCGAUGCCUUUAGAGUGAAUGAGGGGCUUGUUAAUGCAUGUCCUGGGAAUAAUUUUGGUGUGAAGGAGACGAACUGAGGAGCAGGAAGUGAACUUUUGGCUGGUGUGUCGUGUCGGGCAGGAUGUGCCGUGUGUUUCUGCUCAGAGGCAGAUAGAGAGACGGAGAAUGAGGAGGGAGAGGAGCAGGGAGAACGCAGCAGGGUGUGCGCGAGCCAUUGUCUCAGUAUGAAAGAGUGUUUCGUACUUCUAAAACUCUCCAUUCAGAAAACAAGCAGACUGUAUCUUCUCUUUUCCUUCCCGUCUUUUGCUCUUUGGGAGUAAAACCUCUGCUCAGUAUCAACGUGAUACGACAUUGUGGGCUUUCAAGGGCUGCGCAGUGAGGAAGCCGUUCAGACAUUUUGUUACACUUUCAGGAUGUUGUGGAUAAAACUUUUUGGCUUCCUUUCAGUCAGAGGAAUUCAUUACAACAUUUUCUCCAUAUGUGUAUAUUAUUUUGAAAAUUAGGGCACAGUCAAUUAAUAUGCAAGGACUUGCGACUAAUUCAAAUCAUGUGUAAAAAAACUGCCUGCAUUUCUUUUCCUCUGUGGUUGUUUUAAUUAGAAUAAUUACUAAAGUCUUGUUUCAAUUAUUGGUGUAGCCGCUCAUCCCAUGAGCUUUUUAUGUGAUCUGCCCUCAGUAAUGUAAUUUAUAUGAGACACCAAACAGAAAACCUCUCAUUGCCACCAAAGUGGUUAAGAUGAAGAUGUUUUGAAAGUAAUAAAACGAGACACUCAAAACAAUUUAUGGGUUACAUUAAUUGUUGAAAUGAAAAUGAAUUAAUGCUUAUAUAAAUAAGCGCAGUAUAAGACGAACCACCAGAUCUGAGAUGUGGGUGGAUGUUUUUCUUUUAUUUAAUUUCUAAGACCAUUUCAGUCCUAUCUGAUAAUAUUAUGGCAACCGUCCCAGGCCCAUAACUUUUGUAACACUAACAAUAUAGAUGUAAAAAGGACCUGGCUGAGUUCCAGCGGCCCUCAUGUAGACCAAAAAAGGGUUUAGGUUGAUGAUAAAAAUGCAAAGUAUGCCUUUAAGCUUUCUACCAGUGACAGCAGGCUGAGGUCACCUGUGUCACACUGAUCGGAGGUCUGUUUGACAUUAACUGUAUGCGACCAUGUGUGCCAAAAGGACUGAAGCACUUAGCAGACAUCCCUGGUGCUCAAAACAAAAAUCAGCUGCCAUUUUUGCC
Molecule: messenger RNA, 8090 nt
Organism: Labrus mixtus (cuckoo wrasse)
Lineage: Eukaryota; Metazoa; Chordata; Actinopteri; Labriformes; Labridae
Gene: hic1
Product: hypermethylated in cancer 1
Exons: 2
Coding region: 1630-3876 (748 amino acids)
Biological process (GO): regulation of transcription by RNA polymerase II
Cellular component (GO): nucleus
Molecular function (GO): RNA polymerase II cis-regulatory region sequence-specific DNA binding; protein binding; DNA-binding transcription factor activity, RNA polymerase II-specific
Source: RefSeq, a predicted model, not a curated record